AGAGCGAGGUGCCUUAUAACCGGGGGCUUGGAAGUCCCCCGCGCGUGAAGUCGGCGCGGUGCGCGACGCGGGGCGACGGGGGGCUCAGGGCUCAGCUCUGCACAGGCAGUCAUGGAAUUGAACUCUCUGUUAAUUCUCCUGGAAGCGGCCGAGUACUUGGAGAGAAGAGACCGAGAAGCAGAACAUGGCUAUGCAUCAGUGUUACCCUUCGAUAGUGACUAUUCCAGAAAGAAAACAAAGGCAGGCACCAUGGCCAGAAAAUCCCAGAAUAACAGGUCAUCACACAACGAACUAGAAAAGCAUAGGCGGGCUAAACUCCGGCUAUAUUUGGAACAGCUCAAGCAGCUCGUGCCUCUUGGGCCAGACAGCACCAGGCACACCACUCUAAGUCUGUUGAAAAGAGCCAAGAUGCACAUCAAGAAAUUGGAAGAGCAGGACCGGAAAGCUCUGAACAUUAAAGAACAAUUGCAGCGGGAGCACCGCUACCUCAAGCGCCGGCUGGAGCAGCUCUCCGUGCAGGGCAUGGAGCGGAUCCGCACCGACAGCAUGGGAUCAACAAUAUCCACUGACUCUGAGCAAGAAGUAGACAUUGAAGGGAUGGAGUUCACCCCAGGGGAAAUGGACAGUGUUGGGAGUGCCAGCGACGCUGAAGACCACUACAGUUUGCAAAGCGGCUCGAGCGACGGAGGGUACACACAUUCCCGCAGACUGAACGCCAGGCUCUCCUAGUGCCUGAGGUACCCACCCAGCUCAGGACCAUCUGACUGAAGCACUUAAAUAUGAAUAUUCCAGAGGUGUCAACUGCCACUCUUCCGGGAAACCCCAACCACAGUACUCUGACCUGGAGGUUUCUUACCCACGGUUCCCUGCACUGUAACCACGAUAUUAGAUCUUGUAAAUCCUGGGUUUGCUGCAGAGAACUGUGGUUAGGUACAGUUGUGACUUAAAAGCUAGCUUGAUGUAGCCAUACUGCAAAUUUAAAGAGAAAAAAA
Molecule: messenger RNA, 992 nt
Organism: Dryobates pubescens (Downy woodpecker)
Lineage: Eukaryota; Metazoa; Chordata; Aves; Piciformes; Picidae
Gene: MXD4
Product: MAX dimerization protein 4
Exons: 6
Coding region: 112-729 (205 amino acids)
Biological process (GO): regulation of transcription by RNA polymerase II
Molecular function (GO): protein dimerization activity; RNA polymerase II cis-regulatory region sequence-specific DNA binding; DNA-binding transcription factor activity, RNA polymerase II-specific
Source: RefSeq, a predicted model, not a curated record